AUGAAAGAAGAGUCAGACAAUGCAUCAUCAAUCUUACGGCCAGGUCAAACUUUUGCCCAUCGAGGCAGAAAAUAUAAAAUAUUAACGCAAAUUUGGCUUGGGCCAUUUAGUGAAGUGGUGAUUGUUGAAGAUGUUGACGGUAAUGGACGAUUUGCAAUGAAAAUUGAAAAAACGAAAGAUCCACAAAGAUCAGUGCUAAAAUUGGAUGUUUUUGUAUUACGUGAUUUUCAAAGGACGAAAACGGUUGGUAUUCCACAAUUAAUUACUCAGGGGCGUACAAAUGAUAUUAAAUAUGUGAUCAUGCAACUUCUCGGUCCGGAUUUGGAUAAAUUACGUCGCUCUUUACCGGGCAAAAAAUUUACUUUAACAACAGCACUUCGCCUUAGCGUGCAAACAUUGGAUCGAAUUGAAACAUUACACAAUAUGGGUUGGCUUUCACGUGAUAUUAAAGCAAACAACUUUGCGAUUGGUUUGAAAGAUGACAAUCAAACAGUUUACAUUCUCGAUUUUGGAUUCGCUCGACGGUUCAGAGACAAAAAUGGUAAAUUUUAUCAACCACGAAGUUCCGCCGCUCUCGUAGGAUCCAUUUAUUAUUCAUCGUUAGCAGCUCAUGCAUUUAAGGAUCAGUGUAGAAGGGAUGAUAUUGAAUCGUGGUUUUAUAUGGUUUGUGAGUUCAUCAAAGGUCCACUUCCAUGGGCAAAUGCAGAUGUCCGAGAAGAUUAUUUGUUAAUUGGUGAGUGGAAGCGUUAUGCAAGAUUAAAUGGACGGUAUGAGUUACUUAAAGGAAUGCCGGAAGAAUUUGACAAAAUACUGGAAAUGAUCGAUAAUACAAAAUAUUUUGAACGACCAGAUUAUCGAACAUUUCGCAGAUUGAUUAAUAAUAUUUUUAUCAGAUUAGAACUUAAUCAAAAUGCACCAUUUGAAUGGCAAACAAAUCCAACUAUUAUUCAAAAAGCAUUAGUGAUCGGUGAUCAAGGCCAAUCAUGCUUUAUUAGCUAUCGGUUACGAGAACUAACCAAACAACCAGAUCUGAUAAUUUUUCGAACAUAA
Acanthocheilonema viteae is the source of this 1050-nucleotide messenger RNA. The record is from the annotation of a GenBank genome assembly. NCBI's taxonomy places the organism in Eukaryota, Metazoa, Nematoda, Chromadorea, Rhabditida, Onchocercidae.